This is a messenger RNA of Frankliniella occidentalis (western flower thrips), 4192 nucleotides long. RefSeq names its product sodium/hydrogen exchanger 1-like. Bases 421 to 3507 code for a protein of 1028 amino acids. The record is from RefSeq and is a predicted model, not a curated record. Gene Ontology annotation, molecular function: sodium:proton antiporter activity. Lineage: Eukaryota; Metazoa; Arthropoda; Insecta; Thysanoptera; Thripidae. Gene Ontology annotation, cellular component: membrane. The transcript has 20 exons. Gene Ontology annotation, biological process: sodium ion transport; proton transmembrane transport; regulation of pH.
CCGCAGGACACUACCGCAGGCCAGCAGGACCAGCAGGGCGCAGCCACAGCUGCAGGCCGCUAUAGCCGUGUCGACCGGCCGCCUGUAGGCCGCCUCGGCCGCCUCCAAUCAACGGCAAGCCCGGCUCUGCCCGGCUCUAGCCGAGUGCGACGUCGAGCGACACCAAGGCGACGCACCGCGGGGCACCGCGACGCCCAGUGACGCCCGUCCCGCCGCGCCGUCCCGUCCGGGCCCCGUCGGCCCCGCGCGCGUCCAGCUGGCCGGGCGUCGUCGUCGUCGCCGUGUCCUACCGCCACCCGCCAAGACGCCGUCGUCCUGGCCGCCGCCGCCGCGAGUGCGUGCGCGUGUGUGAGCGUCCUCCUCCGGUCGACGAGGUGGAGGUGAUGCCCGACUGGACGACGAGCGGACACGACCGCAGCCAUGCCAGCGUGCCGUCCUGACGAGCGCCUCAGGCGGCGGGGUCCCAUGCUGCCGCUGCUGCUCCUGCCGCUGCUGCUGCUGCAGCCGACCUGCGGUGGACCGCUGGACUCCCAGCAGCUGGACGCGGCCGCAGCGCCGUCGGCCUCCUCCGCGCCGCUGCGGGGAUGGGCGUCGGUCGCCCCCCCAGCCGACGUGGCAGCGCCGGCCACGGCGCCCGCCCCGGGGUCCGUGGCCGCCGUGUGGGAUGGAGACCGCUGGCAGGGGCAGGUGCCGUGGCCGCCGCCUCCGCCGCCCCCGGACAACUACCCGCCGCCGCCGCAGCCAACGUACGAUCCGAGGUACUCCUACGGGGACUACGCCGCCGCUCCGCCCCCGGGGCUGCCGCCCCUGCCAGCGCCGGCCCCCGGCUCCAUCGACAUCGAGUCUGAGGCCCCGCACGGCAUCCACGUGGCCAACUGGCGCUGGAACGAGGUGGGGAUCUUCUUCACCUUCACGGCCUUCAUCGUCAUCUGCGGGCUGGCCAAAGUCGCGUUCCACCACGCGCACUGGCUGUCGUCGCGGAUACCCGAGUCGUGCCUGAUGAUCUGCGUGGGCGUGGCGGUGGGCGGCGUCCUGUACCUCUGCGGCGUGCCCGAGCCGGAGAACAAGGAGGACCGCGUGGUCCCGGACGAGUUCCAUCUGCCAACCUUCACCCCGCGGCUCUUCUUCCUCAUCCUGCUGCCCCCGGUGAUUCUGGAGUCGGCGUACUCGCUUUACAAUCGAGCGUUCGCCGUCAACUUGCAUACCGUGCUGCUCUACGCCAUUGUGGGCACCUUGUUGAACACGUUCACCAUCGGCCUGAUGCUGUACGCGCUGUCCGAGGCCGGCGCCAUCGGCCGCCUGCCCGUGGACUCGGGCAGCUCCGUGCACGUCACCCUGCCCGACUGCAUGGUGUUCUCGGCGCUCAUCUCGGCCGUGGACCCCGUGGCCGUGCUCGCCAUCUUCCAGGAGGUGGGCGUUAACCAGGACCUGUACUACCUCCUGUUCGGCGAGUCGCUGCUGAACGACGCCGUGACUGUGGUGCUGUACACCACGAUGGUGACGUUCGCCGAGCUGCCAGAGGUUCACGGCGAGCAGUACGUCCUGGCCGUGCUGGCCUUCUUCACGGUGAGCCUGGGCGGGCUGUCGCUUGGGGUAGUGUUCGGGCUGGUGACGGCGCUGCUCACCAGGACCACGGAGGAGGUCAGAGUGGUGGAGCCGCUGGCCGUGCUGGGGAUCGCCUACCUGUCGUACAUCACGGCAGAGCUGUUCCACUUCUCCGGCAUCAUCAGCAUCAUCGGCUGCGGUCUCGCGCAGUCACACUACGCCCUGAGGAACAUCUCCAGCAAGUCCUACACCACCGUCAAGUACUUCACCAAGAUGGUCAGCUCCACGUCGGACGCCAUCAUCUUCCUCUUCCUCGGCAUGGUGCUGGUGAGCGAUCGGCACGUCUGGCACACGGGCUUCGUCUCGUGGACCCUCUUCCUCUGCCUCAUCUGUCGAUUCGGCGGAGUGUUGCUGCUCACGGGGCUGUCCAACAUGUUCCGCGCCAAGAAGAUCAACCUCCAGGAGCAGUUCAUCAUGGGUUACGGCGGCCUCCGCGGCGCCAUCGCCUUCUCGCUCGUCGAGAUGCUGGACGAGCAGACGGUGCGGCCCCGACACGUUAUGCUCACCACCACGCUCGUCGUCAUCCUCUUCACCAUCUUCUUCCAGGGCGCGACCAUCAAACCGCUGGUGAAGCUCUUGAACAUCGAGAAAAGCAGAGACUGCGCCAAAACGCUCAAUGAGGAGAUUAGUGACAAUGUCCUCGAUCACAUGAUGGCGGGCAUCGAAGAAAUCGUCGGAGUCAGAGGAGACUUUUACAUUCGACGCAAGUGGGAGUACGUGGACGAGGUGUACCUCAAGCGCAUCUUCCUACGCGACGCCAACAAGGAAAACUCUCUGACCAGACUGUACGAAAAGCUGGCCCUCACGCAACAUUUCGCCCACCUGUACGGCCCCGUGACGCUGGUGGAGGACCACAAGGCCACCAUCCUGCACAACGGGGACGCGCUGGGCGAGGUGGACUCCGAGGAGACCGGGACGCAGACGUCCGUCGAGCAGGGCCUGGACCAGCGCUUCCCCGGCGUGCAGCUGCGCCGCCGCUCGCCGUACGACUGGCCCCCGGCCCCGGGGCCCGCGCAGGUGCGGGCGUCCUGGCAGCCCGGGACCGUCGGCGGCGGCCUCCCCCCGGCGCUCGCACUCCGGCGGACGUCGAGCGCCGCCGCCAGGUCGAUGGGCAGCACCAGCUACCACCUGUCGGCGCAGGAGGUGGCCGAGAGCACCGAGACCCUGCGCAAAGCGUUCCGCUCCAGCCCCUACCAGAAGUACUGCGGGCGCUUCGGCCGGCACGCCGUGGACGACGAGAGUCAGGACCUGUCGGACCAGCUCAAGCGGCGCCACCUCACGGCCCGCCGCAUCACGAGCAUGGCCGCCCUGGUGCACCGCAACACCCACGUCAGCGACCCCUCGCUGGGGGCGGCGGGCGCGCUCACGGCCGCGCUGGGGCUGGGCCAGCUGCCGCGCCGCCAGAUCCACUCAGAGCUCGACGAGCUGCUGCCGGAGGAGCUGGAGGGGAUCGAGGUGAUCCUGCACCGCGCCGGGCAACGCGCCACCCGGCGGCCGCCGAGCUCGACCAGCAGCACGAGCAGCGGCGGCGGCGGCCUGGCGGCCGGGGCGGGCGCGGGCGCGCUGGCGCUGACGGGCGCCCUGGCCGGGGUGGGCGCGCUGGCGCCGCUCGCGGGCCGCGGGCUCCACGUGCGCCCGCACUCGCUGCAGCCGCGGGGCGCCGCGCCUCUCGUGGCGCGCCAGGAGACGUCCGCGUCCAUCGCCGUGCUGCCGACGGCCGAGUCCGAGCCGCUCAUCCCGCCGCCGCCUCCACCCCCCGCCGCCUCCGCCCCAGGCCCCGCGCGCCGCGUCUCGCUGCAGAUGCCCAACCUGGAGGGUAUCGCCGAGCACCCCGCCGGGCCGCAGCAGCCCCCCACUGCGCCGCCCCCGGCCAACAACGGCGAGGAGGAGUCCUCCGUGUGACGACAUCAUGGGGUGUUCCCAGUCACUGUGGGAUUUACUACGCGCCACUUAUUUGAAGUCAUAUCGCCCUUUUCUUCGGACUUCUUGGCUGCUUUGUUUCUGGACGCAGAACAGUUUUGUCCGACUACAAGAGGAGCGUUGUGGAGCUAGGGAAGAUGUGCCAACCCUAGCUAACAGCCAACAGCCAAGCCACCAGCAGCCAGUCCUUUCAUGUAAAUUUCUGGCGAGAAGUCAUCACCUUGAAUAGGACACUCUGUGUAGGGAUGUAAUAUUUGUAUUUUAUGUUCAAAAGUUUUGAAGAAUGUUCAUCUAUCUCUCUCACUGGAUAUAUAAGUCCCUUUGUCUCUCGACCCCUGAUAUUUGGAAUGUGUAAAUGACUUUGAAUUUAAAGUAAUAAUAGACAAGGCAUCACGAAGAUAAUGCCUGUAUCGACUUCCUAGCAGUAAGAAUUUGAAUAAACAUUGAGUGUCUAAUGAAGGGCAUGGUUCAUAUAUUUUUGCAAGAGACCAAGGUAUCUUAUGAAUCUGCUUUUGUUAUUUUAAGAGAUGUGAUGUAAUCUUCGAAAGGAGAAUGAUGAGAAAACGUACUAUAGUACUCUGCGAGUAUUCAACCAACGGUGAAGUCCAUAUAUGUUGUGAAACUGUAUCUAAGCUGCCUGUAUUAAACUUUCUAUAUUUCUACACAA